GGUAGAUAGCGAGCGGUUAAGUUAAGACCUAAAAGUACACAGAAUUCGCGCUCCACGCGGAGGAUUCUUUACAAAGGCAGGGCAGGUGAAAGGAUUACCGUAUGAGAUGAAAUUCUGAUACAUUUCUCGAGCCUAGCAGUUUCACGGCACCGUUAGCUCAAGCACCAGUGACACUUUGAAUCUUAGACCAUUCAACAUGUUCGCGCAGGUGUUACAGAUAUUGUUGAGUGCAACAAUUCUGAGCACUGUAGCAGAACAAGCAUCCAACAUAGAAUUCAACAACGAGAGGAAAAGUGGAAUUAACAACUUGAAUGCAAAUGAUUCUCCAGAUGAAGACAACAAUCAGAUAGUUCGUAGAUCGCUACUAAAUGAAAAAGUAACACAAAAUGAGGACAUUUACUACAGAACUUUUUACGGUUAUAGCAGCGAAACCACUACAAAGCCUAAUAAUCAACAUGAUAUUGAUACCGAAUCGGUGGAUUAUAAGGGGCGUCAGGAAUUGACCACAAUUCCGUCCUACCAAGACAACUCCUUUGUGGAUGAAAGGGAUUUGACCGUUGAAGAAUCAAUAGGAUUCGGUAACAGAAAGUCAAAAAAGUACGAGAAAAAUCCAACAAAUCAGGAUUUAUACACUAAUUCGAACGAUAAAAGAUUUACUUAUUCUAAACAACCCAAACCAAGUUCUUACGAUAAAGUAAACGACUAUGACGAUGCAUUUCUGGAAAUACAAAAUUUAGGAUCGUUCGGAUCGAAGCUACAUUUGAAAGCGAAUGAACCAAAACGAAAUAACCAGAAAACACCAUCACCCAUAAACGAUGUUAUUACAUUUAAUUUGAAGAAGAGGAAGAAGCCGUCCAGACUAAUUCCAAAUACAAACGAAAUAAUUACAGGUUUGGAUGUAUUAAAUAUUAAUGAAGCCAUAACAAGUGACGAAGAUAAUUCAGAGAAGAACACCAAACUUGGUACUAAUAACGACAAUGUAAUUCAAAACGCUACUGAAAAUAUCGAAUCAUAUAUCCAAACCGACGACCAUAACAAAGAUGUGUACCAUACAGCAGCUCAAUCAAUCACAGACAACCGUGUAAGUCAAGUGAAAUACAAUGGAGAUUUCUUCCAAAAACCUCUUGUUGAGGAUAACUUAGCAACCGAUACAACAAUUUCCGAAGCAGUCACGCCAGAGUAUAGAGUGACCAAGAUAUCUCAACACAAAGUUACCAAUUUAUCUAAAAAUCCCAUUGUAGUCCCAGACAUAGAAGCGACAAUAGGCAAAAGAGUGACUCCAACUCAAUAUUAUUUUAAAACAACAUCUUACACAUUAAAACCAUUUGCCUUGGCAGAAGCUUUGAAAGGUAAUUUUACUGAUAAACUCAGUGGAUUUAAGGAUACAAAGUCACGUGUCGUGGUAGAUAUACAAAAAAGCGUCCCGAUUUAUUUAGGAUCAAUCACAAAAUACCUUAGGAACAAUUUCAAUAAUAAUAAUAAUAAUACAUUGGAUAAAAUCAGUGUGUAUCCUCAACAGAAAAACAGAAACUCGGUGGAGCCAAACUUGCAAAACAAUCUGUUUCCAGUUGAACCUAUCGCUGAUGAUAAGGUUAAUUAUACCGAAACCCGCUUGCCACCUCCAUCCUAUGUUCCAUAUCAGUUUGAAGUAAUAACACCAUCACCAACACCACCUACCGGCAAUAUUCAGAGUGAAAGUAAUGUAACAGAAGAGUACGUACUUUUACCACUGGAUGAUGCAGCGAAUUCUCAAAUUGCUCCUCUCGAUUCUUCUUCAGAAAGCAAGGAGGUCCAACCAAAUUUGUAUUUUGUACCUCAAUUGGCCCAAAAUAAUACCCUUACUGAUUAUAAUAAAGACACGAGAUAUUAUGAAGACAAAACAAAUGAUAAUUAUAACAGAAACCCUGAUGAUUAUCCCCAGUAUUUCACGUACACUCUACCACUACCUACUGAACCUCCAAGACUGUUAAACGUCCCGUUGAAUAAGCAAGUACUACUACCAGAAGUACAUCGCCCUGCUGGAAAUAAUAAUUUAUUCCCCUAUAUGACACCCUAUUCUGUACCACAACCAAUUAAUCAACACCAUUACCUUGAUUCGUUUUUGACAUUUCAACAACCUCCACCAGUUAACAUUCCUCCUGCUAUAAGACAUUCUUAUUUCCCCGCUUUACCAAGCAACGCAAAACCAGAAGAACCGAAGGUUCUGCCCGCUUUGCCUUUGGAGUUCUUCCAAAUUCAUUUUCCCAAUUUUAACCAAAACAAGGAUUUCAAACGAGGAAGGUAUGACUAUCCCAAGAUUAACGUGCCAAAUUUUAGAAAAAAUAGAGCCAAACAAGUGGUGAAUCAUCGGUAUCCUGUUCAUCCACCCGCAACUACACAAUCACCUCCUGCUUUUACUAAAACCGUUCACCAACCAAAUAAUAAUUAUCAAAAUAAUCCUAGCAAUAACAUUAAUAACAACAAUAAUUUGAAGUUACAAAGACCUGCCGAUCUUGAGUCAUCAAACAGCGCAAAAAUUGAACACUACGGUCAUAAUUUCCGUAGUAACAGGAACGCCAGACACAAUUUUGAUAACGUUAAAAUGGAGUACGGAUUUAUGCCUCCACUGAUACCAUCUAUGCAAAUAGAUGAAUAUGGAAGACCAAUAGAAGACACUAAAUCAUAAUCUUAUUACGUCUCAUAUAUUCCGUUUCUACUUCAUCAGUUAAUCAAACCUUGAUCGAGUUUUGAAGUUAUUUAUUUUAACAUAAACAGCAUCUCAAAAAACAAAAGGAAAACCUUGAUUUGUUGCAAAAUUAGAAGAUAUGUUUUCCUGUCUUUGUUUUCCAAUCCGAAGCAUUGAUAUUAAUUCAUUGAUCAUAAAAUAAACAUAUCGUCGGAUAAAGACGAGGAGAUUGUUUAACUUUUAACUAAAUGUCUCGACCCUAAAUAAACCUCGUGGACACAAAAACUGUACUAAACUACUUAGUUCAUUAGUUUUAUAAUUGCCACAUACUAUAUGUUUUAUGAACUUAGUUUUAUAAAAAAGUGCCUAAAUAAGCUAGUCAUAGGCCUAUAUGUUGACGUCCUGCGGAAUAACUAGAAUAACUCCUAGGUUUGACCAGCGCCUUUAGACAAACGCCGAAAUACUUCUUUACGAUUAAAUUAUAAAUCAAGGCAACCUCAUAGAGAUAAACAUAAUGAAAAUAUUAUCUUAUUUGCGACUUUUAUUUGAGGUUUCAGCAAUUUGUGUUAAAAAUGACAUUACAGUGAGUGUAUGAGAAAAUUCUAUCCGAUAUUGUCUUGUCAUUUGUCCACUAACUAAAAAACAAAAUAACAUUCUGAAUGUAAAUUGUGUAUAUACGAUGUUUAUACAUCGCUCAAUGCGCUUAUUUUUUCUUUGGUUAGUUCGUUCCAUCAAGUCAAUGACCAUUACAAGUAUUUUUUAGUAAACAGUAUGAAAUAGCGAUUUAAUAAAUAGCAUUUAAGAUAGAAUGCUAAAAACUAUAACAUUCGUACAACACGCGCUAAAAGAAAAUAGUUAUUGCUCUCACCACUACUAAUUAUCUAUUUUUGUUUCAGUAUUUUCUGGUCAGAUUUUGGUUAGUUCGAAUUAUUACAAUGUAUUUUGGGGUUUGCCUAAAGGAGUUAGUUAAACCUGGGAUUGACC
Molecule: messenger RNA, 3649 nt
Organism: Agrilus planipennis (emerald ash borer)
Lineage: Eukaryota; Metazoa; Arthropoda; Insecta; Coleoptera; Buprestidae
Exons: 5
Coding region: 197-2665 (822 amino acids)
Source: RefSeq, a predicted model, not a curated record